Venturia canescens is the source of this 2434-nucleotide messenger RNA. It is a transcript of the gene Mt2, whose product is annotated as methyltransferase 2. The coding region runs from base 75 to 1151 and encodes 358 amino acids. Gene Ontology annotation, molecular function: methyltransferase activity. The transcript is spliced from 2 exons. Lineage: Eukaryota; Metazoa; Arthropoda; Insecta; Hymenoptera; Ichneumonidae. Gene Ontology annotation, cellular component: nucleus. The record is from RefSeq and is a predicted model, not a curated record.
CAUGGAACGGUACUUGAGGUUUAAACACACCGGUCAAAAGAGAAUUAUUAUAUAUUGAGGCGUGUAAUUAUUACAUGAUGAGAGUCUUAGAAUUGUACAGUGGCAUCGGAGGAAUGCAUUAUGCGCUUAAAGAAAGUGGGAUACCUGGACUAGUAAUUGCAGCCGCUGACAUAAAUACAGUAGCGAAUGAGGUGUAUGCCCACAAUUUUCCAAGUGUCAAUAAUAUAAACAGAAAUAUUGAAUCAUUGACAGCAAAUGAGAUUCGGAGCAUGAAAAUUGACACGAUAUUGAUGAGUCCACCCUGCCAGCCUUUCACACGAGUUGGCUUACAGAAAGAUUCAACGGACAACAGAUCUUCAUCGCUUUUGCACGUGCUUACAUUGAUUCCUGAAAUUGACAUUCUAAAGCAAAUACUGGUAGAAAACGUCAAAGGUUUUGAAAGUUCAGAAUCAAGGAACGCAUUGGUGGAUUGCCUGGAAAAAUGCGGCUUCAAUUACAAGGAAUUGAUUUUGAGUCCUUGUCAGUUUGGAAUUCCAAAUAGCAGACACAGAUACUACUUGUUGGCUAAGCGAAAAAUGUACAAAUUCUGUUUUAUCAACUGUGGCUUGGAGUAUUCGCUGUCCAACGAAUUGAAGAAAGUAUUGCCAGAAGAUCGUCAUCUGAGGUUGGUCAUCGAGGACAACCAGGCGGAUCGAGAGCCCUCCAAAAAUUGUUACCCCCUUGAUCGAAUAAUUGAUGAAAAUAUUGACGCGGAAGAUUAUUCCCUUCCAGAAAAAUUGCUCAUGAAACGAGCCUCUGUGCUGGACAUUAGAACCGCUGAUUCGCGAGGCUCGUGCUGUUUCACGAAAGCUUACGGACGUUACGUCGAAGGCACUGGCUCUGUUUUCAGUCCAUUUCCUCAAAUUGUUGUCGAUGAAAAAUUUCGUGAGUUCAGAAACCGUCUCCGUGAAAACAGCGAAGACUUUACAAGACCUUUGACCGACUUGAAAUUACGGUUUUUUACGCCGUCAGAAAUAUCGAAGUUAAUGUGCUUUCCCCAAUUUUUCACUUUUCCAAAUUCCACAACUAGAAAACAGAAAUAUAGACUUUUGGGAAAUUCCAUAAAUGUUCACGUCGUAAGCCGUUUGAUUUACUUACUCAAUCAGGAAUAAGUGCUUGUGAUAUUCGUCCUUGUCGCUGUUUGUUUUUUUUGUUUUUUUUUUUUUUUCAAUAAACAUUAUAUUGUUGAUCUUUCAGAUAUAUAUGCUAUUAUUUUGAUUUCGAGUAACCAAUUAAAGAAUGACAACUCUGAAUGAUUCAGUCGAUACUUUUAAUUGCAUCGUCAAUGGAAUUUUUUAACUCAACAUGUGACAACCAGCAUUGCUGGUUGUCGUUAAAUUUCCAAAAAUGAAUUUUCAUGCUUUUAAUUUAUUUUUUUUUUUUUAAUUCCUACUCGCUCGCUAGCAGCGCACGUCAAUCAAAAUCUUGUGAUGUUUUUCAAUGAGUUCAAAAGAAUCAGAUUCAUUUAAACUUACGUAUAUUGGCGUGUAUAGUAUAUCCAUAAAUAUACGCCUCUACUAUUAAAUAUUGCUAAUCAUUUUCGCAUUGAAACCCUUUUAUGAAAUUGAAUCUCUUAUUUGAAUUCCUUUUUCAUUUACCUACCUCAUACAGACGCGGGAUAAUGGGAAAGGGUGCCGGCAAGCCCGGUCGUUGUUUAUUCUACUUCAGUCAAAUUUGUGUUUGCUUUAUCUUUGCCUGCUAUUAUUCUUUUUCUAUAUAUAAAUCACGUCGAGCCAUCCAAAUGUACUCGAAACCCUUGUCAAUCGUCAUUAAGAACAACUAUUCAAGUAUUUAUUUAACAUAUAGUCGUUGAAAAUUCGAACUAUAAUAUUUUCCCGUAUGCCCAGGAAUAAAUCAUCAGAUGAUUUUUUAUUCUUUGCUCCUAAAUUUCGAUAAUAGAGAAGUUUUCUAUUCGUAGAGAGAAAACUAAACGGUUCUAUUUGCAUGCUAUUACUGAAUUUAUAUAUCUGCGCUAUGUUGAGAGACACGGAAUAAAAUAACUGUUUUGAAAAUUUGUUUGUCAAAAGAAAGUCGAACGCAAUGCCGAAAGAGUUUUGAUGAAUAAUUCGCAAUAAGAUGCCAUUCCUCAACCAUCGGAUGAUCUAUGUCAGCAUUUUAUAUGAAAGUUAUUAAAGAAUAAUGAUUAUUUAAGGAGAUUAAUAUUUGAGAAUAGAAUUUGUAAUUAAGGUGGCUUGGGCUAUGCCGAGAAAACUUAAAAGACAUCAGGAAGAAUAUCCUGUUAGCUGGACGCUGUGCCAGGAGACAUGGUAUUCGAAACGGCGUUGGCUUUUCCAGGGAAGUGUGAUAGUUGGAUUUUAUGCCACAGAGACUAUAAUAGGGAAACAUGUAGAGAGAUUAUAAAAGAAAGAUUGGAAUAAAAUGAUAAAUAACCGGC